Capsicum annuum is the source of this 3759-nucleotide messenger RNA. Its product is annotated as probable alpha,alpha-trehalose-phosphate synthase [UDP-forming] 7. NCBI's taxonomy places the organism in Eukaryota, Viridiplantae, Streptophyta, Magnoliopsida, Solanales, Solanaceae. The record is from RefSeq and is a predicted model, not a curated record. The transcript is spliced from 4 exons. Gene Ontology annotation, cellular component: cytosol. Gene Ontology annotation, molecular function: catalytic activity. Gene Ontology annotation, biological process: trehalose biosynthetic process. The coding region runs from base 390 to 2963 and encodes 857 amino acids.
AUGGUCAACAAUUAUACAUUUAAUUUACAUGCAACAAUUAUUAUUAUAUUUAUUAUUUAUUAUUAUUAAUAAUAAUUUUAUUCAUAUGAAUAUUCAUUAUCCAACACUUUCUUUGUACAUAUUGGUGGAUCAGCUUUUCAUUUUAUAUUUAUUAUUAUUAUUUUAACAAACCCAAUAAGGUUCUUGUUCAAACCCUAAACUAUCACAAAUCUUGAACUUGCAAGAUCGACUCUUUUUCAAUAUUUUUUUGUUUUUUGCCAAGAAUUCAAAAGGGGUUUCUGAUAAUUGAAUUUCUGAGGUUAUUAAGAACUAGCCGAUUAAGGGGUUGAGGUUGCAUUGUAAGAAGACGUCUUUGCUCUUGGAAAAUACACUGAGGAAUAUUAGUAAAAAUGAUUUCGAGAUCGUAUACCAACCUUUUGGAUUUGGCAUCCGGGAAUUUUCCGACAAUGGGAAGAGAUAGGGAUCGGAGGCGGAUGCCACGGGUGAUGACACUACCUGGGAGUAUAUGUGAGAUGGAUGAUGAUCAGGCUCAUAGUGUUUCAUCUGAGAAUCCAUCUUCACUAGCCGGUGAUCGGAUGAUUGUAGUGGCAAAUCUGUUGCCCCUGAAAGCAAAAAGGAGACCAGACAAUAAAGGCUGGAGCUUUAAUUGGAAUGAGGACUCGUUAAUUUUGAGAAUUAGGGAUGGUUUGCCUGAAGACGUGGAAGUGAUAUAUGUUGGGUCGUUAUGUGUUGAUAUUGAUCCUAUUGAACAGGAUGAUGUAUCUAGUUAUCUGUUGGAAAAGUUUAGAUGUGUUCCUGCAUUUCUUCCACCAAAUAUUGUGGAAAAAUAUUAUGAGGGUUUCUGUAAGAGGCAUUUGUGGCCACUUUUUCAUUACAUGUUGCCAUUUUCACCUGAUCACGGAGGCCGGUUUGAUCGCUCUAUGUGGGAAGCAUAUGUAUCUGCCAACAAGUUGUUUUCACAGAAAGUAGUUGAGGUUCUUAAUCCCGAGGACGACUUUGUUUGGAUUCAUGAUUAUCAUUUGAUGGUGUUGCCUACAUUCUUAAGGAGGCGGUUCAAUCGUUUGAGGAUGGGUUUUUUCCUUCACAGUCCGUUUCCUUCCUCUGAGAUUUACAGGACUCUUCCUGUUAGAGAGGAAAUACUCAAGGCUUUGCUCUGUGCUGACAUUAUUGGAUUCCACACCUUCGACUAUGCACGACACUUCCUCUCUUGUUGCAGUCGGAUGUUAGGCAUAGAGUAUCAGUCUAAAAGAGGUUAUAUAGGGUUAGAAUACUAUGGAAGGACAGUCGGCAUCAAGAUUAUGCCUGUUGGAAUACAUAUGGGUCACAUUGAGAACAUGAAGAAAGUUGCAGCGAAAGAGUUAAAGCUUAAGGAACUAAAGCAGCAAUUUGAAGGAAAAACUGUGUUGCUUGGUUUCGACGAUCUGGAUAUUUUCAAAGGUAUUAAUUUAAAGCUUCUAGCUAUGGAACACAUGCUCAAAAUGCACCCCAAGUGGCAGGGGCAAGCUGUUUUGGUCCAGAUUGCGAAUCCUACAAGGGGUAAAGGAAUAGAUUUAAAGGAAAUACAGGCGGAGAUACUGGAAAGCUGUAAGAGAAUCAAUAAGCAGUUUGGUAAGCCUGGAUAUGAACCUGUAGUUUACAUCGAUAGGCCUAUAUCAAGCAGUGAACGCAUGGCUUAUUACAGUAUUGCAGAAUGUGUUGUUGUCACAGCUGUGAGGGACGGGAUGAACCUUACUCCUUAUGAGUACAUUGCUUGUAGACAGGGCAUGUCUGGCUCAGAAGCUGAUUCAGAUGUGGAUGGGCCUAAGAAGAGCAUGUUAGUUGUAUCUGAAUUCAUUGGGUGUUCACCUUCAUUGAGUGGGGCAAUCCGCGUCAACCCGUGGAAUGUUGAAGCAACUGCUGAAGCAAUGAAUGAGGCUAUAUCUAUGGCUGAACCAGAGAAGGAGCUACGACAUGAAAAGCAUUAUCGUUAUGUUAGCACUCAUGAUGUUGGUUAUUGGGCAAGAAGCUUCUUGCAGGAUAUGGAGAGGACCUGUAUGGAUCACUUCAGAAAAAGAUGCUAUGGAAUUGGUUUGGGUUUUGGAUUCAGAGUUGUGGCCCUAGAUCCAAAUUUUAGAAAACUUUCAAUUGAUGAUAUCGAGUCAGCUUAUAUUAAAUCUAAGAGCAGGGCCAUAUUCCUGGACUAUGACGGAACUAUGAUGCCCCAGAACUCUAUCAUCAAGUCUCCAAGUGCUGAAAUUAUCUCAAUCCUGAAUAGGAUUUGUGCUGAUCAAAACAAUGCUGUCUUUAUUGUUAGUGGAAGGGGAAGAGACAGCCUGGACAAAUGGUUUUCUCCUUGUAGGAAGCUGGGUCUUGCCGCAGAACAUGGCUACUUCUUGAGAUGGUCGCAAGAUCAGGAAUGGGAAAUGUGCAGUCAGAACUCUGAUUUUGGUUGGAUGCAUCUUGCUGAACCAGUAAUGCAGUCGUAUACAGAUUCUACAGAUGGUUCUUGCAUCGAAAAAAAGGAAAGCGCUAUAGUGUGGCAGUACCGUGAUGCGGAUCCUGGCUUUGGGUUUUCGCAGGCAAAGGAGAUGCUUGAUCAUCUAGAGAGUGUGUUAGCAAAUGAACCCGUCGCUGUUAAAAGCGGGCAGUUCAUUGUUGAAGUCAAACCUCAGGGGGUCAGUAAAGGUUUAGUUGCAGAAAAGAUCUUCACAUCUUUAGCAGAGAGAGGAAAAAUGGCAGAUUUUGUGCUUUGCAUUGGUGACGAUCGAUCUGAUGAGGAUAUGUUUGAGAUCAUAGAUGAUGCUUUAUCCAGAAAUAUUCUUUCUUAUGAUACGAAAGUAUUUGCCUGCACGGUGGGACAAAAACCGAGCAAGGCUAAAUAUUAUUUGGACGACACUUCAGAGGUUAGAUUCAUGCUUGAGUCUCUUGCUGAAGCAACUAUUACUCCAUAUACUUCCGAUGAAGAAGCAGCGGACUCGGCUUGAAUAUAAGCUGAUAAAUGCUUUGGUUUGUUUCAUUCCCUUCCUACUGCAUGUAUAUUCCAGGUUGGGCGAGUGACUUCAUCUCUUUGGUAGUGAGUAACUUAGUUUUAGGUUUAAGAAAAACGGAAUUACAAAUUCCGCUCAAUCAUUCUUUACUUUCAACAUUAAUCCAUUCUUUUACCCCUUCCCUGGAAGUGGAAGUACAAGUAAUCUGUGUGAGAAGCGGAGUACUGAACUUGAUCGUAGAUUGUUAGUGCGUCAUCUUAGAAAGAAAUUGUCAAAUCCUAGAGUCCCGCUGAAUAUUUAUGCAGAACUAGGAACCCCCAUUGAAGGAAGGAACCGAGACACAGUUCUACAAGAUUGACAGUGGCAGUGAGUUUUGCAGAACUAGAAGUUUUGAUCACUCCCAAAUUAUUGCUGGAAUCAAUAAAAUUCCUCAUUAUUCCGGCAGCUAACAUUUCUUACCGUGGAUAAAAGCUUUUCUGAAGGUUGUCUUGCGAAUGACUGCAUGAUACAUCGAUGGUUCACUUUUCACAAGUACCGUGGAGUUUACGUAGAUUUCAGGUUAGUCAAGUAUUCUGUCGAUGAACAUGGAGUUGGUUUGUGGUAAAUAAACAUCAACAGGUAGAUCGAGGGAAUUGACGUUUUGGCAAUCUUAUUGUACAGACUUCUUUAGUGAUAAAAAGGAUGUUUUUUAUCACCCUAUUUUCUUUUGGUUCAUUUGGAAAGCAUUGUGUUGAUACAAGUAAUGCAAUAAGUAAUAUUUUGCUCUAUAAAUAGGUAACCUUCAUUUUGUUAA